AUGGAAGCACGCCUUGAGCUCAACACCAGCCUCGGCUGCUACUUCAUCGGCGUUCUGUUCGCAAUUUUAUUCAAUGGAAUAACUUGCGCCCAGGCUUUAUACUAUGUACGACACUAUCCGGAGGACACGCUGCAGCUAAAAACACUGCUUGUCUGGGACUACCUAAUCACAGGCCAUGCCGAUAUAGCCUCAGUCACAUCAUUGCCACGGUACAUCGCGACAUCCGAGUUCCACCCGUGCCCAAUCGUCAUGUUAAAACAGGGGUUUACGGUCCUCACUGUUCAGUGCUACUACGUACACAAUGUGUGGAAGUUACUUCGCGAAAAAUGGUUCAAAGUCCCAGCCAUCGGUCUGAUGCAUGCACCUGCGAAAGCGCAUAUCUUGGCUAUACCCAUUGUGUUUGUUAAAAUGAAGGUCCCCGCGUCGCUGCAGACGCUAUCGGCUUCCGUCACGGACGUACUCAUUACGGUGUUCAUGACGUGGGCUCUGAACAGAGAACCAGUGUCAUUCGGACCAACCGAGAGUCUCGUGCGCAAGCUCACUGUAUAUGCCAUCAACUGCGGCAUCCUUACUGUGAUCGUGCAAAUUCUGCAAUUUAUUAUGUACACUGCUUUCAACGCGUCCGUGUAUUACUGGGCUGUGUUCCAUUUCCCGGGAAACAAGAUUUAUGUCAACUCGAUGCUGGCUCUCCUCGGACCGUAUGCUGAUAUCGAGGCUAGGGCGAACAGUUCUCCCUGUCGAUAUGAGCCUUUAAUGGGGUCUCCAUGGGAUACUGGAGUCAGUUAUGUAAGAGUGGACAUUAGCGCGGCUGCGCCUAGUUGGAGAAUCUACCAGCUCAAAGCUGAGCAUGGUGGAGAGUUUCUCUAUUAUUAA
Laetiporus sulphureus 93-53 is the source of this 873-nucleotide messenger RNA. RefSeq lists its product as uncharacterized. The coding region runs from base 1 to 873 and encodes 290 amino acids. Lineage: Eukaryota; Fungi; Basidiomycota; Agaricomycetes; Polyporales; Laetiporaceae. The record is from RefSeq and is a predicted model, not a curated record. The transcript has 16 exons.